AGUGGAAGCUACUGGUUUCGACUUCUUCCUUCUGGGUCAAAACAGCAAAGGAUUUCUGCUGCGGAGAAGAAAGAGAGAGAAUAGGUUUCUCAUUUCCGGCCUCGAGCUCGUCCAGGCUCUCCCACAAACCCAUCAAAAUUGAGACUUCAUCUAUUCUGCGCCAUCAAUUGCAUCAUUUUCACUAAGACCUCGUAGUUUAUUGCCCACAUAGCCGGGAACGGAAGGGGGGUGAAAAUGGAUUUGGUGGCUAGCUGCAAGGACAAGCUAGCAUAUUUUCGGAUCAAGGAACUGAAGGAUGCUCUCACUCAACUUGGCCUUUCAAAGCAAGGAAAGAAGCAGGAUCUUGUUGACCGACUACUAGCUAUUCUGUCAGAUGACUCGGUUUCAGGAACAUGCCCAAAGAAAACUGCCGUGCGCAAGGAAGAAAUUGCGAAACUUGUGGAUGACAUAUACCGGAAAAUGCAGGGUUCUGGGGCACCUGACCUGGCAUCAAAAUCACAGGGAGUCUCAGUUCCUUCAGAUAGCAGCAAUGUCGUAUUAAAAGAAGAGAUAGAGGACUCUUACCAGCUUGAUAAGAUUGUUAAGAUUUGUUGCCCAUGUGGAAGUUCCUUACAAACUGAGUCAAUGAUUAAGUGUGAAGAUCAUAAAUGCCCAGUCUGGCAACAUAUUAGCUGUGUUAUCAUCUCUGAGAAAGCCAUGGAAAGUAGUACUCUAUCAAUACCAUCUGGAACAUUCUAUUGUGAACUAUGCAGACUGAGUCGAGCUGACCCUUUCUGGAUGACAGUAGCAAACCCGUUAUAUCCUGUCAAGCUGGCUAUUACACAUGUUCCAACUGAUGGCACAAACCCUGUACAAAGUGUUGACAAAACAUUUCAACUUACAAGAGCGGAUAAAGACUUGUUAGCAAGACAGGAGUACGAUCUUCAGGCAUGGUGCAUGCUUCUGAAUGACAAGGUCCAAUUUAGGAUGCAAUGGCCUCAGUAUGCAGAUUUGCAGGUCAAUGGUUUUCCAGUUAGAGCAAUGAAUAGGCCUCCUUCGCAAUUGCUUGGAAAUAAUGGCCGCGAUGAUGGCCCUAUAAUAACAGCAUACACCAGAGAUGGGAUUAAUAAAAUUUCCUUGACGGGUGGUGAUGCUCGCGUGUUCUGUUUGGGUGUCAGAAUUGUAAAGCGGCGUACUCUCCAGCAGGUUCUUAACAUCAUCCCUAAAGUGUCGGAUGGAGAGUGUUUUGAUGAUGCUCUUGCUCGUGUUUGCCGGUGUGUCGGUGGGGGAAAUGUCACAGAAAAUGCUGACAGUGACAGCGAUAUUGAAGUUGUAGCUGAUUGCAUUCCUGUGAAUCUUCGAUGUCCGAUGAGUGGAUCAAGGAUAAAGGUUGCUGGGAGAUUCAAGCCCUGUGUUCACAUGGGCUGUUUUGAUCUUGAGGUUUUUGUUGAAAUGAACCAACGCUCUAGGAAGUGGCAAUGCCCUAUUUGCCUCAAGAAUUACUCUCUGGAGCAUAUAAUCAUUGAUCCAUAUUUCAAUCGAAUUACAUCCAAGUUGAAGAAUUGUGGAGAAGAUGUAACAGAGAUUGAGGUGAAACCUGAUGGUUCUUGGCGUGUUAAGAUGGACGGUGACAGGAAAAGUCUUGGGGAUCUCGGGCAGUGGCACUUGCCUAAUGGAAAUUUGUGCUUGCCCUCUGAUGCUGCAGAAUCUAAACCGAGGCCUGAUAUUCUCAAACAGAUCAAACAGGAAGUUGGCAGUUCAGAUUGUCGUGGAAGUCUUAGAGUUGGAUGGAAAAAAGAUGCUAAUGGUGAAUGGACACCCAUAUCCGGAAACAGAUUACAACAGAAUUUUGAACUGCUUGGGCAGGAUAUCCUUAGCAGCAGUGCCACUGUAAGUGGAAAAGAAGGAGAUGAUCCCAGUGUAAAUCAGAAUGGAAAUGGGAAUCUUGAUUUCUCCACCACAGCUGGACUUGAACUUGACUCCAUUUCACAUAAUAUGGACCCAGGCUUAUGUUUUACUUCUCAAAAUCCAUCUGCUCCGUCUGCAGGUGCUGAGGUUAUUGUUCUUAGUGAUUCUGACGAAGAAAACGAACCAGUAACAAUACCUUCAGGAGCUAUCUACAAUGCCCCCAAUACCGAUGGUGGAUCGAUCUCUUUCUCUAUCAAUCAACAAGGAAUUCAGGAUCCUUACCAUGGAGAUCCUCCUUUAGCUAAUGAAGGAAAUUCAAGAAUGGACGAUUUUGAUGUCGUUAGCAAUGUAGAUGCCUUUGGAAUGCCUAUUUGGCCUUCACUUCCCAAUGCUCAGGGAGGUGGCUUUCAAUUUUUUGAUACGGACCCAGAUGUCUCAGGAUCUUUAGUUGAUGUGCAGCAUGAUUCCAUUAACUGUGCUACAACUAGUGUUAACACCUAUGGGUUGACAACAGAUAACACUUUGGGAGGAUCUGCUGAUGUCAUGCCAGAAUCUUUUGCUGGUCUUCAUACAGUGGAUAUAAAUGAUGGUUUACUCGAUAAUCCCUUGGCAUAUGACGGUAAUGACUCACUUCAGAUAUUUUUGCCUACUAGGCCCUCAAACACACCGGCAGAUAUUGAUAUGAGAGAUCAGCCAGAUGUCUCGAAUGGAGGUGUUCGAAAUGAGGAUUUGAUUUCCCUUAGACUCGGAGUCGGAGGUAUGGGGACUCACAGUGGUCUUUCAGCUGAUAAUGGUUUUAACUCCAUGCAGCAGCAAUUGCAAUCCAAGGAUGGCAGCGAUAGCUUGGAUUCUUUGGCUGAUACUGCUCCAUUGCUCCUCGAGAUGAAUAGUAAUAAAUCGAAGAAGUCGAGAGAAAGAUCAGAUAGCCCCUUUUCAUUCCCUCGACAACGACGAUCUGUAAGACCGAGAUUAUACUUAAGUAUUGAUUCUGAUUCCGAGUAGUAGGGUAGUAGCAAGUAGUUGUAAUAGUGAUAGUGAAAAACUCAAGACUAAAAAAAAGGAGAAAAAAAAAGUAAAAGGAAGAAGCUAAUUUAAAGUGAAAUGCUCUUCCAUUAUUAAUAUCUUAUUAUGUAUUCUUACUGGAAGAUGCAAUGUAUCUAUAAAAUUAUCGGCUUUUAUACUAGAAGAUUCGUCUGCCAGAAGAUGAAUCGAGGAUAUUGACGUGCCCAAGCAAUAGUAGAAAGGAAUCUGCCAUUCUACCAACAGCUUUUGGAGGUUUCUUUACUUGGUAAGCUCUCAAUUUCUUCUGAAAUUAUUUCUAGAGAGAGAUCGCACACACAUAUAUAUAUAUAUAUAUAUGAUGAUGAUGGUUGGGGGUUGGCUUUAAUUUAUGUGUCCAAUUUGCCUUUAUUUUUGUUUUCUUAUAUUAUAGGUAUGGACGGGUAAACCUUUUUCUUUUAUUCUUCGUAGUUUAUAAGAUGACCCCGCCACGGUGAACUGUACAUUUUGACAUUGCUUUUUACAGAAAAAAAGGGCACAUAACAAU
Molecule: messenger RNA, 3433 nt
Organism: Cuscuta campestris
Lineage: Eukaryota; Viridiplantae; Streptophyta; Magnoliopsida; Solanales; Convolvulaceae
Source: the annotation of a GenBank genome assembly